Adineta ricciae is the source of this 354-nucleotide messenger RNA. The record is from the annotation of a GenBank genome assembly. NCBI's taxonomy places the organism in Eukaryota, Metazoa, Rotifera, Eurotatoria, Adinetida, Adinetidae.
AUGGGUGGUAAAACAAGUAAAAAAUUAUCAAAUCAGGAAGUUCAACGUUUUGUUCAACAGACUCAAUUGCAACCUUAUGUUAUUCAACAAAUCUACGAUGCAUUUAUUGAUCGCGCAGGUAGAAAUGGACGAAUGAAUUUGGCCGAAUUCAAACAAACGUACAAUCAAAUCAAACCGAACUAUGAUCCGUAUAAUAUCUAUGGAAAUGAUAUGGAAGCAGAGCGAAUCUUCAUGAUGUUUGACGCAGACCGAAAUGGUGUGUUGACGUUCGAUGAGUUUAUUAACGUGUUUAUUCAAAUUCAAAGAGGUAAGAUUUCGUCUUACGAAUUGAUCUUGGAAGAAUAUUCAUUCUAG